Molecule: messenger RNA, 524 nt
Organism: Trichobilharzia regenti
Lineage: Eukaryota; Metazoa; Platyhelminthes; Trematoda; Strigeidida; Schistosomatidae
Source: the annotation of a GenBank genome assembly
AAUAUGGUGGAGAUAUGUAGAUGACACCUUCACACACAGUGUUAAAAACAGAACAUAUCUCUAGCUUCUUGACACAGAUAAACUCACUAGUGGAGGGAAUAAAGUUCACAUUUGAAGCGGAAAAUGAACAAGGAGAAUUAGCUGUGAUGUUAGAUUGUGAAGUAAAACGAAUAGAAGAAGGUAAACUGCAAACUAGUGUGUACAAAAAACCAACUCAUUCUAGCAGAUAUUUAGACUUUAAUUCAUCUCAUCCGUUAACUGUUGAGGCAGGCUUAGUUAAGUGUUUAACAAACCGAGAACUGGCACUAAGUAGGACAAGAAAAGACCUAAAUGAUUAACUAAAACAGAUAGAAGAGGCGUUGAUGUUAAAUAACUAUCCUUUAAAAUUCAUUCGGAAGAUCGAAAAAGGCCAAAAUAAAAAUAACUGUGAAACUAGUAAUAAUAACAUAAAUAAGGGAGAAUAUAAGUCAUCUACAGUUAUACCAUAUAAAGAGGGGACAUCUGAGACCCUACGUAGGAUUCUA